Messenger RNA from Podarcis lilfordi (Lilford's wall lizard), 3750 nucleotides. The record is from the annotation of a GenBank genome assembly. NCBI's taxonomy places the organism in Eukaryota, Metazoa, Chordata, Lepidosauria, Squamata, Lacertidae.
AAUCACAGACAGCUGAGGAGGAGCAGAGCAAAAGACUUUAGAGGCUGCGUUCAGGGAACACCAAAAAGGAAAAGGAGAGCAGGCCGUUCACCAUGAGCAACUACGAGAGGCUGAAAGAGGAACCCAUCACUCAGGAUCCACCUCCUUACUCUGACAAAGACUCCCAUGAAGACCCUGAGCCAGCUAAAUCUCUUUCUGGAUCAGAACCCAGGCGCAUGGGCUGGCCCUCUAACCCUGUGCCAUCCCAGUACCAACAUUAUGUUGCAGCUGGUGCAGGAUCCCACCAGUUUCCGAUUCUUCAACCUCCGCAGGCCACCGUCAUCAUUUGUGGUCCACCUGCCAAGGAGCCUGAUUACCUGGCCUACUCUAUCUGUACCAUGCUUUGCUGCUGCCUCCCCCUGGGCAUUGCUGCCUUAGUUUACUCUAUAAAGGUGAGCUCCUCCCUCUUUUUCUUUGGGCUGGGGGAGAUGUAGUGCUAUAAUAACAGGCAGUCCAAUAGGCCCCAUGGACUUUUCUGGUGGCCCCUGUAGCAGAGGCCUGUAGAAGGCUACAGGGUGGCUUGUGUUGUAGCUGAAAUUCAGGGGGGCAGAUGAGCCUAAGGCUUCUGGAUUUCAAGGUUUGGGGGCCCUUUCUCCACCCCAAUAAUUCAAGCCACCGUGUUGUCCACAGGGACAGGGAGAAAUGGCAGAGCACAAAGUGGGUGGUGGUUUCAAAGAGAACAGGAUAAGGGGAUCGCUCAGAUGUUGCUUUUGCUCAGUCAAGGCAAAACUCAGGCAGGGUGAGGUCUAGAGAGGGGACUGAAUCACGUCUGUGUGCAGGAGGGUUCCAGCUGGCUGGAGGGGCUCAAGCUAAGAUCUGCAACUCUGAAUCUCCUACGCUUCAGCAGGAAAUAAAAUGAGCCUCAGCACAGCUGCCUCUGCCAGCGCUGAAAGUUUUUGUUUUGCUUAAAGGGGCCCAGUCCUCUGCAUUGGUCUCUUGUUGCUAUGGUGGAGCAGAGGAUUCCCUGCUUGUAGUGGGUCCUCCAAGUCUAAGUGUGACAUUGUCACAGCCUCUGACCAAUGAGGAGUCAGACACUGGCCCCACAGGCACUUUGGGUAGCAAUGUUUCUGGGGUGUCUCCUGCGUAGCCUUCCUCCUUUUGUUUCGGAGUCCUGCACCUCACCACCUAAAGAGGACUUGACUCCUGUUCCCCGGCAGGUGCAGGAUGACUCUUAGGCAGCCAACAUCCAGAGAGACAGCUGGGUUAGCCUGUUGCAGCGAAAAAAGGAAAGAGUCUCUGAUGACCACUUUAAAGUUGCAUGGAUUCUUUGGGGCAUUUGUUUUCACAAACUAGGCUUUGUCUGAGCUGCUGGGCAGCUUUCUGAGUUAGGGGUGGGUGGCCUGUUUCAUGGUGGCCCAGGUCCUACUUGGAUGGUCAUUUCUAGAAGGUGAUGCUCAGGGAGUGCUCUUCAGUGUGGGGUUCCUCUGGGUUUGAUUUUAUCCCCUCUGCUGUUUAACAGCGACAUAAAACCACUGAAUGGGGUUAUCUGGAGUUUUGGAGUACAGUGGUACCUUGGUUGUCGAACUUAAUCCAUUCCGGGAGUCCCUUUGACUCCCAGAACCAUUCGAAAACCAAGGUGCAGCUUCCAAUUGGCUGCAAGAGCUUCCUGCACUCAAUUGGAAGCCACAGAAGCCACGUCAGAAGUUCACCUUCCAAAAAACAUUCACAAACCAGAACACUUACUUCCAGGUUUGAGGCGUUCGGGAGCCGAUUUGUUCAGGAGCCAAGCCGUUCGACAACCAAGGUAUCACUGUACCUUGCUGGUGAUGCACAGGUCUACUUCUCCUUUACAUCUGUCAUCAGUUCUCACUCUCUUUCUCCACAGACCCAAGAAGGCAACUUUAAUGGAGAUGUGAUAGCUGCCAAGCGAAACUCCAGGAUGGCUCGCAUCUUGAACCACACAGCCCUCGGAAUGGGCUGCUUCUGCUUCGUUAUGUAUAUCACCAUAAUGGCAACUUUGUAUUGGCAACUGCAAAACCAGCACCCACUUGACUGAGGAUUCACUGCAGAGCCUCCACAUUUCGAAAGACCUCCCCACCGUUGCACUACUGAGAAGAAGGCCUGGCUGGACGCUGUGCUUUAUGAAUCAUUCCAUAGCAGGAAGUGCUAAAAGACUGAGUCACAUGUACAGGCUCAUCACAUGAUUUCUGUUUAUUUUACUUGAUGACCAACAAUGGGAUGUGUGAACUUCAAAGCAUUGUCCCAAAGGGGACAUCAAGUGCUCUUGGAAGGGAAAAAAUAUAAUAUCCUAUACUCUGCCAUAUAUUCCUAUACAGUGGUACCUCAGGUUAAGUACUUAAUUCGUUCUGGAGGUCUGUUCUUACCCUGAAACUGUUCUUAACCUGGAGCACCACUUUAGCUAAUGGGGCCUCCCGCUGCUGCUGCGGCACCGGAGCACGAUUUCUGUUCUCAUCCUGAAGCACUAUUUCUGGGAUAGCGGAGUCUGUAACCUGAAGCAUAUGUAACCUGAAGCGUAUGUAACCCGAGGUACCACUGUACACAUAAUAAUUUUUAAAAACGGGGAUGGGGUUUAUAAGAGAUUCUGAAAAACAUAAUGUUAUCAAGCAGGAUCUGGUGACAAUAGGCAUACUCCAUUUACAAUUAUAGAUCAGAGAUGGAAAAAUACAGACAUAAUAUAAAGCCAAAAUAAACCAUCGGUAUGUGAAUGUGUGGAAGUGAGUGACUAGAACUGUUUAUUAUGUAGGCGUAAUGGUUAAACAAGGCAAGGUUACAAAACGUGAACCCUAAUCUACCAAAGCAAAGUAAUUAAAAUAUUCAAAUGCUCUACACUACUCUACCAAAUGUUGGCCUUGGGCUGGGAGUCUCUGAAAUCUGAAAGACCAAAGUCUGCCCCUGCCUUAAAAUCAUGAUAUGGGCUUACCCCUCUGGCUCCCAGCUGCAACUCUCCUCACUGGAGGACAGGAGGCGGGCAGGUGUGGGGGACUCCCUGGUCCUGAAUGGGGUAACUAUGCCCCUGAAGGACCAGGUGUGCAGCCUGGGAGUCAUUCUGGACUCACAGCUGUCUAUGGAGGUGCAGGUCAAUUCUGUGUCCAGGGCAGCUGUUUAUCAGCUCCAUCUGGUACGCAGGCUGAGACCCUACCUGCCCGCGGACUGUCUUGCCAGAGUGGUGCAUGCUCUAGUUAUAUCUUGCUUGGACUACUGCAAUGCACUCUAUGUGGGGCUACCUUUGAAGGUGACCCGGAAACUACAACUAAUCCAGAAUGCAGCAGCUAGACUGGUGACUGGGAGUAGCCGAGACCGCAUAAAACCGGUUUUGAAAGACCUACACUGGCUCCCAGUACGCUUCUGAGCACAAUGCAAAGCGUUGGUGCUGACCUUUAAAGCCCUAAUCAGCCUUGGUCCAGUAUACCUGAAGGAGCAUCUCCACCCCCAUCGUUCUGCCCAGACACUGAGGUCCAGCUCCAAGGGCCUUCUGGCGGUUCCCUUGCUGUGAGAAGCCAAGUUACAGGGAAACAGGCAAAGGGCCUACUCAGUAGUGGCACCCUCCCUGUGGAACGCCCUUCCACCAGAUGUCAAAGAGAAAAACAACUACCAGACUUUUAGAAAACAUCUGAAGGCAGCCUUGUUUAGGGAAGCUUUUAAUGUUUGAUGGACUAAUGUAUUUUAAUAUUAUGUUGGAAGCCGCCCAGAGUGGCUGGGGAAACCCAGCCAGAUGGGUGAGGUAUAAAUAAAUUAUUAUUAUUAUUAUUA